GAAGUUGUUCCUGUUGUGUAUAUGUGUGUACUGCCAGAGAGGGAGGGAGUAUACAAGGUAACAAGGGACAAUAAAUUGAUAUUGAAAUAUUUGAAGGAGCCCAUGUUUUGAUCAAAUAAUUUAGCUAUCGCACUGACGGUUAUUCGCAUAUAUUCUUCGUUUCGUGUAAGUCAGUCAAGUGUCACGCUAACAUCCAGUGACUUUUGUGGAUGUUGUGGGGUUUUAACUAGACCAACAGAAUCUCACUGGCCUCAGGAUGUUUCUGUUCUCCAAAAAGAAGAAACCCAGUGAAGAUUCCAAGAAACGACUUGAGUACCAGCUUUGCUUGGCCAAAGAAGCAGGUGCUGAUGAUAUUCUGGACAUUUCUGCCUGUGAGCUUACUGAGGUUCCCUCCAGUGCCUUCUCAAUAUGUAAAGUGCUCCAGAAGAAAGUGUUAAUUCUUCAUGGAAAUGACCUGAGGUCACUUGUUCCUAAAGGUUGCUGCACUGGUGCCUUAGCAACUUUAAAGGUGUUGGAUCUGCAUGAAAAUAAGCUCACAUCACUUCCUGAUGACAUCGGGCAGCUUUUGUCCUUGCAGGUUCUGAAUGUAGAGAAGAACCACAUAAAACAGCUACCAGACUCUAUAGGGGAUCUACGACAUCUACAGACACUUAAUGUGAAAGGGAACUGCCUUACUGUGAUUCCUGUGUCUGUGGGUCGCAUGAGCAGCCUGCGUACACUGGACAUAAGUGAGAACAGCAUCAAAGAAUUACCCAAAGAACUGGCCAGUGUUCGCACUCUGGAAAGCCUGAUCCUGGAUGCACAGGAUAUGAGCUAUCCACCUGCGUCAGUGUGCAUGGGCGGCACAGAGGAAGUGCAGCGCUACCUCUGCUCAGAGAUGGGUCUGGAUUAUUGCCCUCCAUCCCAGUAUCUUCUGCCUGUGCUGGAGCAUGAUGAAGGGAAGCAGGAGGUGGAUUGUGUUGAUGGUGAGGAGCUGGCCUGGCAGAGCAAAUUCAUGGACUAUGAGAAAAGAAAGGAGCAGAAACAGCUGGAAAAGUUGAACUUUGAAAAAGUUCUUGAAGAGAAGCAGAGAGAACAGACUCAGCUUCUCCUCCUCAACAACUCCCGCAAAGAAGACAUCCUGCUGUCUGUCAAAUUGGAGCAGGAAAGGUUGGAGUUAGGUGUGUCUCAGCAGCAGAAGGCCCAGGAAGCAGAGAGGCUGAAAAUGCUGGAUAAAGUACGUCAGGCAGAGAGCACUGUCAUGGGCCGCAUCUCUGACCUCUUGCUUGAUAACAAACGCCAGGCAAAGAGUGCUGAAUUUCUGCAAGCUCUGGAGGAGGACCGCAUACGAAUGGAACACCUUACCGCCAUCACGCAGGAAGAAGCCAACUCUCUUAGGAAGAAGGAAGUGGCAGGUGCCAUGCAGAGGAUGCUGUCAGAGAGCUGCUAUUUAAGGUUAUUGCAGGAGGCCAGGGAAGCCAAGACACAGAUUCUGGUGUCUGAGACCUGCAGGAGUUUGGACAGUUUGGAUAAGAAAUUUGACCAAGUGUUGUCCCUGCAGCAGCUAGACAAAAGCAAAGCCAUUAGUCAGAUCCUUCAAGAGGAGGAAAUGCAGAAGGCCGCCUUUGAAGCUCUCCAGCUUCAGAAGGACAGUGUGCACGCUUAUAUCCGUAAUCAGAUUAAACUCAUAGAGGCAGAGUUAUUGCAGUUGACAAAGCUGGAGGUUAAGAGGAGGAAUUUGGACACUGAGAACCUGCAGGAGGUGCUGGCUGACCAGAGGACCGCUUUGACUGACCUACUGCAGCAGUUACUCAAACAGAAAGAUCAGAGGGAGGAAGAGCUCAGGCUGGUCUUGAUGGAGCUGGAGCAGAAGAGCGAAUCCAAUCAGCAGAACUACUGGAUGAUUCAAUAUCAGAGGCUCCUGGAUGCUAAACCGCUGUCUUUGCGUAUGCAGGAAGCGGCUGUGGAUAGGGAUCUGGGGAAUAUGCUGUGUAAACUCUCUGCUCAACACUACCUGCCAAUCAUAGCUCACCACCGAAUCACUGCUGAGGCCUUGCGACACAUGACCGCCAAAGACCUUAGGAAGUUGGGCAUCAAUGAGGUUGGCGUGCAGAAAGCUCUUCUCCACUGGGCCAGAGAACGCACUCUGUCUGACCCAUUGCCUAAAACAGCGAAAGAGAUACAGGAAGCUGGUCCAUCCACUCCAAGCGCCCCACUUCAACAGCAGCUCACUCCUCCACUGACCCCCAACACCCCUCUCACCCCCACUGCCCCUGAUAGAUUCAGCAAUUCGGAGUGUGUGGUGUGCAUGGAACGUGAGUCACAUGUGAUCUUCUUGCCGUGUGGGCACGUAUGCUGUUGCCAGACCUGCAGCGAUGCCCUGCAGUCCUGCCCUCUGUGCCGUGCUUCUGUAUCUCAGCGUGUCCGUCUUUACCAUGGCUGAAGCCGGCGAGCGUCCACCAAGUCCUUCUGUGGUCAGGAUCAUACCUCACGUGUCGUUAUUGGUCCUUCCUCCCAUUUGCUGCAUGAAAUAGUAGUCUGUGAACCUUCAAGCACUUUAGAAGUUACUGGAUUUUCUCUUCCACUCCUGCUACAACUAAGCCAAUCAAAGAGGAACAUAAACAGCAAGACAUUUGUUCAAUGGCAAAAAGGUUUAUUGUUUAUCUUAAGCUAGUCACAUUCCAAUAAAUUAACAGUAAGAAUCUAUUUGGUAACGGUUCAUCUAACUAAAAAAAAUAAAUAGAAUAUAUAUACUAAUAUAACGUUUUGAGUCGGAGUAUUGCCCUUGAUGUACAUGCUUAAAGCACUUGUGCCUUUUCUGUAUUUAAUGUCAACCUGCCCCCCCACCAAAUUUUAAAUAUUUGCAUGUUCUCCAUAGUAAAGCUAUAUCUUUAUCCACACAAGACAGUCCCCCCAUGCCUAAUGUUAUUCUAGACUCAUUGUCAUACAGUAGGACCAAAUUGCAUAACCGUUAAGGGCUGUUCGCACUAAGGACAAUAACUAUAAAGAUACAUUUUAACCCCGUAAAAGCCCGAAGUGUCCCGCCGGCGGGACACCACCCCCUGCGAAAAAAUUCAUAAUCAAAUUACAAUGAGUAUAAUUGUUUUGAGUUUUUGUACGUGAAGCCCCGCAAGACCCAUAUGUAAAUAAUAAACCGAUGCAGCAUUUAUGUCACGUUUUGGCUCGUAACUUCAUGAAACAUGCUCCGAUUGUGGAAAACUGGACAUCAUUAUUUACAACAGAUUAACGAUUAAAAUGAGUCCAAAGUCAGCAUAAUCCAGUAAGCUGAUCACGAGAUAUUGAUCAUGCAAUUACAACACAUAAAACCCCACAGGCACACAGAUGCUAACUAAAACUAAAAUGUAGCUUUCAUGUGACAUUUUAGCUUAUAACUUCAUGAAACAUGCAUAGAUUGUAGAAAAUGGCACAUCAUUACUUAUAGUGGAUCCUCCUGAUUGAAAUGAGUCCAAGAUCAACAAAAUCCCAUGCGUUGUUCAUGAGUUAUUCAAUGUGAAAGAACAAUUUUAAAAAAUGCCCAUCAGGGGGUGCCAAUGGAUAAACAAAAAGGCUACCUUGGUUCCAAAUGCUGCAACUUUGGAUUUCUUUAUGUGUUCACCACAAAAUUUGAUCCAGAUACAACUCACAUAUAGAGAAAAAAAUCACCAAAAAAGAAUGAUCUCGCUACCAUAUUUCCUUCAUUUUAAAUUCCAUUUUAAAUGCGUAAGAUAUAUACAUUUUCCUUUUCCUUUUCCAUUUUUUUUUUUUUUUUUUUUUUUUUUGCUGUUUAUUUGAAGUUUCUCAGCAUAAGAAUGUCCAAAUUUAAUUAUUUUUUUAUUUAAAAAUAUAACAAGUUUCCUUUUAAAUGGUACCAACCUUUUAACUCUCCUUGCUACAGUUUUGGAGUUACCGGUCUUUACUUUUUUGUGCGUCACUCAGAAAAUAAAACUCUGAAAAUACCCUCAGGGCUUAAGGGGUUAAUAAUUCUAAUUCUAUGAGAAUAGGAAAGUCCUCACCACAACUAUAACGAUAACAACACAGAUGAAUGAUAUCACUAGAAUCACUUUCAGAACAAUUUUUAUCCCAGGAGGAUAUAAAAUUUUUUAUAGCCAAUCAGAAUCUACCCCAAAUUAAAGAGUGGCAGCUGACAUAACUGCAGCUUGUGCCGUGCUUAUAAUGAACAGAACACCAUCGUCCGUUGGUGUGGAUGCUAAUAUAGUUAUGGUUAUAGUUGUCUUUAUACUUAUUGUUCUUGGUGUGAACGGAACUUUACUCUGCAGUGCCAUCUGAGAGGACCAAUUCAGGGUGUUAAAGUCAUUUUUACAAUUUAAAAUUUUAGUAUAAAUUUCAAUCUUAAUACUUUUUUAUUUUUUAUUUUAAGAUUUAGAGAAUAGAGCCUUCUACAUUUAAAUGGUUUAAACUGACUUGGCAACACUGCAGAAUAGGAAAUAAUAGGUUGAAAGUGAAAUCUUUCUGAAGGCACUGUACUUGCUAUAUAACACUCAAAACAAUCAGCCUCACAAAUGUUCUGCCAGUCCUUUUACUCUGUCAUCUGGCCAGUUUCAGCGACUUCAAGUAUUGCACACACGCAAUAGUGUUUCCUAAAUUACUUCUGUCUUCAUCCAAGUGCUCUUAUAUGCAAUUCUGCUUCUCUCGUCAUAUGUACAGAAUGAAAAAAGAACUUAGUGUGUCUGUAGGUAAAACAAUGUUCAUUUAAUUUUGUAUUCAUUUAUAUUUCAAGAAAUUAUCUUGAAGUGUUUAUUAGCAUAAUAAUUCACAUCAGAACCUUUUAAUCUGUGUGCUUUGUGUGAUUCAGUUAUGCUGUAUGGACUGGACUGGACAAAUAUGUCUUUUAUUGGCUGUGCAGCUCGAAUUGCAUUUGUCAUUAAAGAAAAAAAAGCUGAAAGCUGAAAGAUUUUUUUAGCAGAAUGUGCAAUCAGUACAUGACAGUGUACCAAAAACAAGUAAAAAAACAACUCUUCUAGACCAUAGUAAUAGUAAGAGUUACUGUAUAAACUACCCUCUGAUGGCAGGUUAUUAUUAACUUAUGUAUGCACUGUAGUCCUCCUGCUUUUAUUUUGUUAUAAAAACUGAUAGUUGUGGUCAUUUGAUACUAUACAUAAGGCACCAUACCUGUGAUGACCAAGUGAGAUUGAAUCUCAAUGUUACACUCAUUUACCACAUACAUGCUGCGAUUACAUGUUUUCCUUUGUUGUCUGCAUAUUCAUAAUAUAAUGUAUUCUUUUUUAGCUUUUAUAAUUGUACCCAACCAACCACAUCCAAUGAAAUGGUGCCUGUUCAUUUUUAAGAGUGCGAGUUAUCACGCCUGUCAUACAUCUGCAAAAUAAACCUGCUAAAAUAA
Messenger RNA from Ctenopharyngodon idella (grass carp), 5338 nucleotides. RefSeq names its product leucine rich repeat and sterile alpha motif containing 1 (gene lrsam1). Bases 257 to 2422 code for a protein of 721 amino acids. Lineage: Eukaryota; Metazoa; Chordata; Actinopteri; Cypriniformes; Xenocyprididae. The transcript has 25 exons. The record is from RefSeq and is a predicted model, not a curated record. Gene Ontology annotation, molecular function: protein binding.